GUCAUACUUGCAAUUCAAACAAGGAUAAUUCGACAAUUCUGAUAUUACGCGCUCGCUUCCGUCAAACGGGCUCUUGUCUUCAUUGCCAUCAGCACCAUCGCAUCACAACCAAACAUCCAACACUACAAUCAGUCUUGUAUCAUACAGACUCAAUCAGCUAUUUACACUCAACUCAACCCAAACACACAACAUACAAGAGACUUGCACCUGUUGCUACCGAUAUUCAUCCUCACACGACCAGUAAUCAAAUCAUCCGCCAAAGCUAAAAUCAGCUCGCUGCCACUUGCUACAUCCGGACCCACCUGAGCUUUUCUGACACCACCACCCCUCUUCAUCAGAGCAGCUCUUCUGGGGUUAUCAACGUCGCCCGACCACGCAACAGUUACCGCCUGAGCCGGCCUUUGUCCAAUUAGGUAGUUGGAAUAGCCUAUUCGCGACCCCCUUUUACCUAUCGAGAAUAAUACCUGCUCCUGUCUGCUCGAUUUCCCCCGCUCUGCGAAGUUUCUUGGACUCGAGACAUUUAUAUAACCGCCAAAACUGAGCCACUUUCUUCAGAGUUAGCUCAGCUACCACCUACAACUACCCUACCUACCUAUCACAACAACAAACUCCAACAAGUCACCAUGAAGGUCCUCACCAAGGAAGAAGAAGCCGCCCACUACAACGCCGUUGUCAAGGGCGGAUUGAUCGGUGGUUCAUUGGGUCUUGCUAUCGGUGCCAGUGGUGUCAUCUACGCCUCAAGGAGAUAUCCUUCUUUCCGCGGCCUGACCCUGCCAUUCCGAACUUUCCUCGUCACAUCCACCGCUACCUUUGGCGCCAUCGUGCAGGCUGAUCGCCAGGGCAUCAAGCACCAGAAGGAGCAGGACCCCAGACGCAUGUACCGAGACAACUCCCAGCGUGCCCAGGAGAUGAUCCGCGAGAACGAGACCGCCUACGAGCGCUUCAUGAACUAUGGCCGCGACCACCGCUAUAGUAUUGUCUGCGCCUCGUGGCUUGCCAGUUUGGCCGUUGCCUUUGCUCUCGUCAGCCGCGCGCCCAUGAGCACCCCCCAGAAGAUUGUGCAGGCCCGUGUCUACGCCCAGGGCCUGACGCUUGCCGUGCUCAUCGUCUCGGCCGCCUUCGAGAUGAACGAUGCCAAGAGCGGCAAGGGCCGCUGGGAGACCGUCAUGGUCCUCGACCCCAACGAUCCUGAGCACAAGCACCUCAUUGAGAAGAGAAUCCACAAGGAGGAGUACGAGGGACAGGAUCUGUGGAUGGACAUGGUUGAGGCUGAGGAGAAGAGAAUAGCCGCCCGCAAGGCUGCCCAGGCCCAGGAGCAUGCCCACAAAUGAAACUACACUCCGAAAAAUAAAAAAGAUUUUCGGAAAAAAUUACUCGUUGGGUAUCAAGGGGGGAGGUUAAUGAAUU
This is a messenger RNA of Trichoderma atroviride IMI 206040, 1407 nucleotides long. RefSeq lists its product as uncharacterized. NCBI's taxonomy places the organism in Eukaryota, Fungi, Ascomycota, Sordariomycetes, Hypocreales, Hypocreaceae. The record is from RefSeq and is a predicted model, not a curated record. Gene Ontology annotation, biological process: mitochondrial respiratory chain complex IV assembly. Gene Ontology annotation, cellular component: mitochondrial inner membrane.